This is a messenger RNA of Striga asiatica, 330 nucleotides long. Lineage: Eukaryota; Viridiplantae; Streptophyta; Magnoliopsida; Lamiales; Orobanchaceae. The record is from the annotation of a GenBank genome assembly.
AUGAAAAAGGUGAAAAUGGAUAUGGGGAGACAAAUUGAAGAGAUUCGGAUGGACAUGGAGCUAAAGAGGACCCAAAUGAUUCUCAUGAGCUGUCUCAUGAUAGAGUUCCUACAGACGUUCAUGCGCCUCUACCCGACUUGCUUCCCUCUACCCACUCCAUGCUCAAUACUGGGUAACGAGAGCUCAAGAAAUGGAACGUCGACAUCAAAUUCCACCUCAUCCGAAAUAAGUUGUUCCCAUAGGAAUCUGUUGUUGCUAAGAAAAUUAUAUUGUCUUUGUUGGAAAAUAUGCCCAGUUAUGGUGGUGUUGAACCUAGAGGGAACCUCCAUU